UUCCCUAGUUCCGGGGAAAGUAGUUCUGGGAGCUAAAAGACCCCAGAACUCUUGGUCGAAAUGUACCUAUAAAUGGUUAUAAAAACUCACAGUAGCUUUAAUGUUGAACAUAGGGUGGCUGUAUAGGCUGGAAAACUCAAUUAAAUUAAUGUGUCCAGUUUAACCCGAAUCACCAUAUAACUUUUACCUAUGGAAAACAAAACAAAAAAACUCUUACAUUAAAGUAAUCAAAAUAUAACUCGUUGUCUUUUGUACAUAUGUUGUAUACAAGUGUGUAGGUCGUGGCGUUGUACGGCUCAAUGUAAAGGCUACUGUGGCUUUAAAGGGGUGUUGGUUGGUUGAGAGGUAACAGAUAGGUUUAAUUUCGUCGCUAAGAACCAAGAACACAUCGUGUAUCUCGGAGCAUCUUCCUCGCCUUUUUCUCCCCCUCUGUUGUCCAUAUUGCCUUCAAGAAAUCCUCCACGAAGCUGUGCGUGGCAGCAGCACCACCCCACACCCGGAGCGAUGGGAGAGGCCGAGACGCGCCAGAAAUUACUGCGCAAUGUGAAGAAAGAGGUGAAACAAAUUAUGGAGGAGGCUGUAACGAGGAAAUUUGUGCAUGCAGACAGCAGCCACAUCAUAUCCUUCUGUGCUGUAGUGGAAGCCUGCGUGCUCCAUGGACUGAAGCGGCGUAUAGCAGGCCUGCUGUGCAGUAACAAGGUCGCGGCGCUCUUUAUGAAGGCGGCAAAGAGCUGUUCGCCUGCUGAGGAGUUGUGCCACAAGGUCCAGGAGCUGGAGCAGCUGAUUGAAAACAGCAAGCAGAAUAAUUCACUGAGUAUUGAGCGCAGUCGACAGUCGAAGUUGGCCAACCUGCCUCCUCAGGCACUCAGACACCUGUGGAUCCGGACAGCACUGAUGGAGAAACUUCUGGACAAGAUUGUCUUGUACUUGGUGGAGAACAGCAGUGCCUUCUAUGAGAGAGAAGCCAUGCUGAUGGAUCCUGUGGAUGGCCCGAUUCUUGCUUCUCUGUUAGUUGGCCCUUGUGCUUUGGAGUACACCAAAGUUAAGACUGCAGACCAUUUCUGGACCGACCCGUCUGCUGACGAGCUCGUACAGCGACAUCGUAUCCACAGCGGCCACUGUCGACAGGAUUCCCCCUCCAGACGGCCUGCACUGAUCCAGAAGAGACAGUCCAGUGGUAGCAUGGAUGAUCGCCCGCUCAUGUGGGUGAGGGAUUACGUUGAAUCCCUCCACCAAAACUCCAGAGCCACACUCCUGUUUGGAAAGAACAACGUCCUGGUGCAGCCGAGAGACGACAUGGAGGCCAUCCCAGGCUACCUCUCUCUGCAUCAAACUGCAGAGCUCAUGACACUGAAGUGGACGCCCAAUCAGCUGAUGAACGGCAACAUGGGGGAGCUCGAAUCUGAGAAAAGCGUGUAUUGGGAUUAUGCCAUGACGAUUCGUUUAGAGGAGAUUGUGUAUCUCCACUGUCAUCAGCAAGUGAACAGCGGUGGUACAGUAGUGUUGGUGAGCCAGGAUGGGAUCCAGAGACCUCCUCUACAUUUCCCCAAAGGAGGCCACCUCCUGCAGUUCCUCACCUGCCUAGAGACUGGCCUCCUGCCUCACGGACAGCUGGACCCUCCUCUGUGGAACCAGAGAGGAAAGGGAAAGGUUUUCCCCAAGCUGCGAAAAAGGAGUCCACACGGCUCCUGUGAUUCUGUAUCAGAUAAGGAGGAUGAGGAAGCGACCGAUUAUGUGUUUCGGAUCCUCUUUCCCGGCAAUCAGAUGGAGUUCAUGGCUCUGGAGCUGAUGGAUCAGGGUGUGACCCUGUGGCAGCCAACACCCAGAAAGUCUUCGUGCUCCUCGUGCUCACAGAACGGCUCCUCUGAUGGCUCCCUGCCUAACGGCUGUAACCAGGAAAGAGCUCCCUUAAAGCUUCUGUGUGACACUAUGAAGUACCAGAUUAUCUCCCGUGCUUUCUAUGGAUGGCUUGCAUACUGCCGUCACCUGUCCACAGUUCGUAUCCACCUUUCUGCGCUGGUGAACACCACUAUAGUCGACCCUGACGUGGCACGCACUGCCCGAGACGGCCUCUCUGUGGAGGUCUGGUCCAGAUUCCUCAAAGACAGCUCUGCCUAUGAGGAAAAGGAGAUUCACCGGCUUGUGUAUUUCGGUGGUGUGGCUCCUUCACUCCGUAAAGAGGUCUGGCCCUUCCUGUUGGGGCACUAUCAGUUCACCAUGACUGAGAAAUCCAGGCUGGAGAUCGAUGAGCGUAUGCAGACUAUGUACGAGCAGAAGAUGAAGGAGUGGAAAGGUUGUGAGGCCAUCGUCCGCCAGAGGGAGAGAGAGAAACAUGCUGAGGCUCUCGCCAGAUGUUCGUCUGGAGCCAGCGUGGAGCGAGGACCAGUGCAGCGGGAUUCCACCAUCAGUACAGAUGCAAGUUUGUUUUCUUUAGCAUGCAAUGUGUCGUCUCUAAGCAGCAGCUCAGACCCACAGAACGUCAACUCACAGAGUGAAUCCAGCAGCAGUGCACAGGUCUUUGGAUCAGUCGAGGCUGUAGAUCAGAUUGAGACUGAACCCAAAUCUGAGGGAGGAGAAGAUCAGCACAGUAGUCCAGUGAAAGAAGGAACAAGUGGAACUACAGACAACCCACAAUUGCCCUCCUGCAACCCUUCCUCCCCUGGUCCAUCAGAUCAGCAUCCAGCUUCAGAAAACAAACCUGUCGUAACGGAGUCAGCUGUUGCAUCUGAAUCAACUCUGCAGCCAGAGGAAGCAUCAGAAGUCCUAAAUGAGAAAACAACAACAGCGUCAGAGCCAUCAGGAGAGGAUGUGAAGGAGCCAGUAGAAAAGGACAAAGUUUUAGAGACAACAGUGGAGGCAGUUUCAGAAAGCGACAUGGUAAAGGACUCACUAGAGGCUUCCGAAUCAAAGGAAAAACCUGAAUCAGAGAAAGAUGCAAGUGAAACAAAGGAGCAAUCUGAGGAUGUAAAAACAGUGGACACUAAUAUGAAUUUAAGAUCUGCUCCAGAGACCACAAACGUCCUAACGCUAGAAACAGAGAUUCAUAAUGAGUAUUUUCAGGCACCUCCUCUGGGACAGACUUUGACUUUACAAGCACAAAACAGGAAAGAUCUAGAUGUGGAGCCAGAAUGUUCGACUACAACAGCAGACGAUAAAAGUCCAGGAAGCAAAAUAGAGGCAGAGAUUCCUGAAAAACCUGAGACAACUUCUGAAAAAUCACAAAUUUUAAAAGCCACUUCUGUAGAGUCAGAGAGGAAGGAUGCUGAGGAACUAUUAUGUGAUGUUUUUGAAACAAAAAGAGCUUCAGAAAUCCCAUUUGAUAAACUUGGUUCAAAUUCUCCUGUCAGACAAGUACUGAAUGUCCUUCAGUCAGCGUCUCUUUCACUAUCGUCUCACUCCCGGCAGUCUCCGGACACGGCCGAUUCGGAUGACUCACCCUCAGCCCUGGAAAUGGAGGACAUUCCUUCAGGGAUAACAUGUGUGAACUCUGAGGAUCUGAAACCCAGGCUUUUGACGGGACUUGCUGCCCCUCCUGUCUCCCUGGCACAGAGAGAGAAAAUGGCAUCAGUGGAUUUUGUUCUGGAUCACCAACUGGACACCAGUCCUGAGGGCACCGACCUGGGUCUGUCUGAGGAGGAGCCGGAGAUGGAAAAUGUGCUCGCUGAGGCUGAGGCUGAGGCUGAGGCUGAAAGUGAGGCUGAGGCUGAAGCUGAGGCUGAGGCCGAGGCUGAGGCUGAGGCUGAGGCUGAGGCUAAGGCUAAGGCUGAGUCUACAGAGGCGGGAGGAGAGACAAAACACAAUGAAUCCUCAGAAGAGCAGACUUAUUCUCAAGAAACACUGGACAUGUACCUGAUUAAUUUACACCGCAUUGACAAAGAUGUCAGACGCUGUGACAGAGCAUACUGGUACUUCACCACUGAAAACCUGGAUAAGCUGCGGAACAUCAUGUGCAGUUAUGUGUGGCAGCAUCUGGAUACAGGGUACGUCCAGGGCAUGUGUGACAUUCUCGCUCCCUUGCUGGUUAUUCUGGACGAUGAGGUCAUGGCUUUUAGCUGCUUCACGGAGCUGAUGAAGAGGAUGAACCAGAACUUUCCUCAUGGAGGUGCCAUGGACUCUCACUUUGCAAACAUGCGUUCUCUCAUCCAGAUCCUGGACUCUGAGCUGUUUGAACUGAUGCAACAGAACGGAGACUACACUCACUUCUACUUCUGCUAUCGCUGGUUUCUACUGGACUUUAAAAGAGAAAUGGUGUAUGAUGAUGUCUUCUCUGUGUGGGAAACAAUCUGGGCAGCCAAGUACACGUCCUCAGAGCACUUUGUGCUUUUUAUCGCUCUGGCACUUGUGGAGAUGUAUAGAGACAUCAUCCUGGAAAACAACAUGGACUUCACGGACAUUAUCAAGUUCUUCAAUGAAAUGGCCGAGCGACACAACGUCCCACAGAUGCUGCUGAUGGCUCGAGAGUUGGUCCACAAAGUGCAGACGCUCAUAGAAAACAAGUGAUGCAGGAGGCUGCUCUUCUGUUGCUCCCACAUUUCUUCCUGCUAAUUUGUUUCGAGCUACUGACACAAACACAUACUGUAAUGGUCACAGAAGAAACAAAUUAGCAGUAGAGAAAUGCAGAGGGUUAAGUACGGCGACGAAAAAUGGUGAUUAAAGCUGCUCGUUCUUCUAAGUAGGUGUAUAACAACCUUUUCUAAUUGCCCCUGUCAGUAUGCAGGAGAUGCAACUAUUGCCAGUGAAUUUAUUUUGAAAGUGUUGUUGUUCACCCAGUGAAUGUACCCUUGUUGAAACUGCUUAAGGAUGUGGUUUUAUUUUGCCUUAAAUUUAGCUAUUUUUCAGGGAUAUUGCAACCAAAUUUCUCCCUGUAUUGUUACAUACUUUUUAUCACAAGUUCAAUUUGAGUCAGUUUUACCCAUCAUACAUCUUGUGGAACACUUGAAUAUAUUUUCAGUAUUGUGUUUAUUUUGCUGAAAUUGUAGCUACAAUGAUAAAACAUCUUGUGAUGCAACUGAGUAUAUUUUUGGUGAUGAUAUCUGGCAUUGUUGGAUAAUUUGGUCUUGCAAAUAUCAGAGGUUCGUUUAGAAAUCAGCCCUGGGCCUGUGAAGUCAAAGUAGCAUGUGUGGUUUGCUUCCAUAGCUAUUUUGGGGGAUUUGAUGGUCUUCUCCCUGUGUUUGCCUCUGAUGCACACAAGCUUGCAGGAUAUCCUGAUUGAUCAUGUGACCUUUCUGUACAAACUGAGUGCAUGAUUGCACAUAGUUUGCAUAUACAGUGUUGCCUUUUCCUCUGGUACUCAUUCUGUGUGCUCCUUCUAUCUCUGAUCUUCACUAUGCAUUGUUUUAUGUGCGAUUCAACCAGCGUGUUUUCAACCCUUGACCCGUGGUCUGGCCUUUCUUUCUGUUCCUCUCUGGAAUCAGCAAAGGGUUAAUGUUGACACUAAGUAAAUUCUUCUUACCUUGAAUAACAAGCUGUAGAAUUCAGCUUCUGCACACUAUGCAGAGCUGCUACAUUCAUGUCUCUUGCAGAAUUGUGAAAGCUGCUGCAAGGGUUCAUGUAAACAAAGUGAUGACAGUAAAAGCAGCAAACUUUUAGAGUCUACUCCUUUUGUCAUCUCCAAGAGGUCAGUCCCCAAGGUCGUUCUUUUUUGCCUUGUUUGUGAUGUUAGUUAUGCACAAACUUCUCCUUUAUGUGACGGUGCAUUUCUCUUCAUUAUUACCUCAAGAUCUCUUUUUUCACACCUGAUUAAAUGGAGCUAUGCUUGGGUACCACUUAACCCUUUUUCUGAGGCUUAAGCCAGUAACAUACUCAUGAAACCACUAUCACAGUCCUCUAAAUACCAGAUGGUCAAGUUUUACAUUUAAGGUGGAUUCUGUGGUAGCUCGUCAGUGAUGUGCAGCCAUGCAGAUGCUUCAGUUUCAUGUGUGGUUUUACCAAAUACAGUGGAGAAUAGUUGAACUUCAUUAGUUCUCUAAAAACAGACACUUAGAAGAAUAUGUCUUUAGCGAUUGCGAGUCUUUGAGUCUGUUAUUUAAAAAUGAGAUACUUUGGUGUUAAAUGUCCAAUGUGAUCCACAAAAAAGUCUGUGCAUCUGAUCUGUUAGAAAUAAAUAUCAGAUUUAAAUCCUUAAUCCUCAGCAGGAAUAUUCAAAUGAUCUCCCUGGGUAUAUACCAGCAUCCGUACAUCUGAAAGUAUCUAUCAUGUGCAGACUCUUGGUUUAAGAAAAUCCCAAAUCCUCCCAUGUUUGCUUCACUGUGGCUUCAAAUCCAGUGUUUUGAUCUCACCGCUGCUGUCUUCAUAUGACCUUCAGAACAUGCCUGAGUAUUGCUGUUUGUGAAUUACUGUAUUUGUUGUCAGAAGAUUUUCUGUAAACAAUGUGUCAAAAAGAAAUUGACUUACUGUA
This is a messenger RNA of Notolabrus celidotus (New Zealand spotty), 6397 nucleotides long. It is a transcript of the gene sgsm1b, whose product is annotated as small G protein signaling modulator 1b. Bases 505 to 4500 code for a protein of 1331 amino acids. Gene Ontology annotation, molecular function: GTPase activator activity. The transcript is spliced from 25 exons. Lineage: Eukaryota; Metazoa; Chordata; Actinopteri; Labriformes; Labridae. The record is from RefSeq and is a predicted model, not a curated record. Gene Ontology annotation, biological process: activation of GTPase activity.